AUGUUGUUAGAGUGGAGAAAGGACCUCAUCAAAGAAGCAGACCGGUCCACUGGAAGCACGCCUCUUCACUUGGCUGCGUCAUGGGGGAAUGAUAAGGUUAUUAGCUUGCUGCUGUCCGCCGACCCAUCAGCGGCGUAUCAGCCAGACAAGAACGGAUCAUUUCCCAUACAUGUGGCCGCAUUCACGAACCAAGUUAAGGCGUUCAGCGUCUUGCUAGACACCCGCCAUGACAGUGCCGAGCUGUGUGACGCCAUGGGCAGGACCUUCCUCCAUGUCGCCGUCCAAGAGGAGAGCCUUUCCGUGCUCACGUACGCUUGCAGGUUUCAGAGUCGGAAAUUUGCAUCAUCUGUCAUGAACAUGCAGGAUGAUGAUGGCAACACUGCUCUGCACAUUGCAGUUGAGGUAGGAAACAUAUGGAUCUUCAAUCCGCUGAUGGAGAACAGGUUUGUUACGCUGAACUUGACAAACAAUAAGGGGCAAACACCACUUGAUUUUUCAUGGAUGAGCAUGCCUGCAGGGGUUCAAUACGGACCUAACGUGAGAAUUAGAAUAAAUGAGUUGCUACAAGCUGCUGGCGCUCAGACUGGUACUUACAGGAGUGAUCUCUUCUACAACGAACGCAUUCCUAAGCUAGACGAAAAGGAAGAAGCGCAGAAGAUCACUACAUCCACCCAGAUCGUUGGCAUCGGCUCCGUUCUGAUAGCGACGGUUGCCUUCGCCGCAGCCUUCACCCUGCCAGGUGGCUACCGGGGCGAUGACCAUAAGAAUGGUGGCACGCCAACACUUGUUGGGCACUCAGCCUUCCAUGUGUUCAUCAUCGCCAACACGCUGGCGUUCAUCCUCUCAGCCCUAUCCAUCACUCUGCUGACAUACGCCGGGAUCGCCGACAUGGACAUACGCAGCCGCAUGAUCGGCCUUGUCUUUGCGGCCGGACUCAUGACCUCCUCAGCGAGGAGCCUCAGCGCCGCCUUUGUGUUCGGACUGUACUUGGUCCAGGCCCCGGUCGCGCGUAAAACGGCUGUGGCGUCUUUUGCGAUCGCGGCCCUUGCCUUUGCUGAUGUCGUUUGGAUGAUCUGGAUGGUUUUCGCUGCCGAGCUGAUGCUGUUGAAGAGGCUCGGACCACGGGCAUGGUGGAGGCUAGCACGGGCGAUCCUAGUGACGUUGCUGGGGCAGUUCUGGCCGUACAUUGUGAUCGCCGGCGUGCUCAAGUGUGUCAAGGUCAAUUAA
Messenger RNA from Lolium rigidum, 1227 nucleotides. Its product is annotated as ankyrin repeat-containing protein At2g01680-like. Gene Ontology annotation, cellular component: plasma membrane. The record is from RefSeq and is a predicted model, not a curated record. Bases 1 to 1227 code for a protein of 408 amino acids. Gene Ontology annotation, molecular function: protein phosphatase 1 binding; protein phosphatase regulator activity. The transcript is spliced from 2 exons. Lineage: Eukaryota; Viridiplantae; Streptophyta; Magnoliopsida; Poales; Poaceae.